UAAAGAGACUUUUGCGGGCAAAGCACUGAAACCGUUGCUAUGAGGAUAACAAAAACGAAUCAGACUCAGUUCCACCCCUUCAGGAGCUCAGAAUUAUUGAGGCUAAUGGAGGAUCCAGCGACACUAAAAUAAUACACACAGGUAUAACGCACUUAAUUAUCUAUCCCUUAUAGUUUCCAAACUUUGAUUCUAGAAGAGUUCGUACUUCCGAGUACUGAGACCGAGAAGGACGUCGAGACCUUGGCCAGCUCUGGGGCACGGGAACAGUGAGGGUCCAGUCAGGCUAAGAAAGUCCCGGCGCCCAAGAGAGAAGGGGCAGGAGGCCGGGAUCGCACCCAGGUGGGAAGCACGGCUGGCGAGGGCCACGCCAAGACCCGGCACGGUGCACUCGCUCAGGCUUGCGCACGCAGCGAACCACCGAGCUGAGCAGCUCCACGCGGUAUCAGGGUCAGCCGACCUCCCUACCACCCCAGAAGCCUUUCGGAACAGCCACGGCCGACCAGGAGGAAGGGGCGGGGCUUGCGGCGGAUGUCCCCGGGCCGGCUCAGGUCACGUGAGCGGGGCCGCCGCGCGCCGAGCUCGCGUUUGGGAAGCAUGGCACUCUGGCGGGCAUACCAGCGAGCUCUGGCUGCUCACCCGUGGAAAGUACAGGUGCUGACCGCUGGGUCCCUGAUGGGCCUGGGUGACGUUAUCUCACAACAGCUGGUGGAGAAGAGGGGUCUGCGGGAACACCAGAGUGGCCGGACCCUGACCAUGAUAACUCUGGGCUGUGGCUUUGUGGGCCCUGUAGUUGGAGGCUGGUACAGGGUUUUGGACCGGCUCAUCCCUGGCACCACCAAGAAAGAUGCACUGAAGAAGAUGUUAUUUGAUCAGGGGGGGUUUGCCCCAUGUUUUCUAGGCUGUUUCCUCCCACUAGUUGGGACACUCAAUGGACUCUCAGCCCAGGACAAUUGGACCAAACUCCAGCGGCUCUGGCCUGCUGUGCAGUUGGCCAACUUCUACCUGGUUCCUCUUCAUUACAGGGAGGAUCCUGCUUCCACAACCCUUGUUGCCAUCCCACCUGAGUUCUCCACCUCUGAUGCCUUAUCUGCAGGGACAGUGACUGGGGAGCGGCAGCCUAGAUUAGAUAGAAAGGUAGACCAGAAAGCCAAGUAGGAACCUGGUCAGGUUGGCUGUUGUCCAGUGCGUCGCUGUUAUCUGGAACUCCUACCUGUCCUGGAAGGCACAUCGGCUCUAGGCCUGUCUCGCUCCAUUGUUCCUGCCUUGCAGUGAUGAAGAGGCUGGAAUGUGUCAGACAGCCUCUUCAGAGUGGGCAUAUCCCUUUUCACAGGGUUGGGUUGCUGGUCAGAAUUUAAUGGGUCACCACUGUGAAAUGGUUCAUUUUGCUCUAAAAUGUAAACCAACUCCUUUCAAAAUCACCAAAACCUUUAGAAUGGUCCUUUACCCCCUAUAUAACAGGCACUCCAUAAAUAAUUAUUUAACUGU
This is a messenger RNA of Choloepus didactylus (southern two-toed sloth), 1485 nucleotides long. RefSeq names its product mitochondrial inner membrane protein MPV17 (gene MPV17). Gene Ontology annotation, cellular component: cytoplasm; membrane. NCBI's taxonomy places the organism in Eukaryota, Metazoa, Chordata, Mammalia, Pilosa, Megalonychidae. The record is from RefSeq and is a predicted model, not a curated record. Bases 529 to 1155 code for a protein of 208 amino acids. The transcript is spliced from 8 exons.